Messenger RNA from Bactrocera oleae (olive fruit fly), 817 nucleotides. It is a transcript of the gene RpL19, whose product is annotated as ribosomal protein L19. Gene Ontology annotation, cellular component: cytosolic large ribosomal subunit; ribosome. Lineage: Eukaryota; Metazoa; Arthropoda; Insecta; Diptera; Tephritidae. Gene Ontology annotation, biological process: translation. Gene Ontology annotation, molecular function: RNA binding; structural constituent of ribosome. The record is from RefSeq and is a predicted model, not a curated record.
UCGAAACAUUUUAAAAAUCGCUCCACAUUAUCUACUAAGCAGGGUUCUGAUUUCCGCUUCUAUUUCUUUCUUUCUUUUACGAAAUUCGUCGAGAGUAAGUCGACAUGAGUUCACUUAAGUUGCAAAAGAGGCUUGCGGCCUCUGUUAUGCGAUGUGGCAAAAAAAAGGUUUGGCUGGACCCUAAUGAAAUCAACGAAAUUGCUAACACUAAUUCCCGUCAAAAUAUCCGUAAACUCAUUAAGGAUGGUUUGAUUAUCAAAAAACCCGUUGUGGUCCAUUCGCGAUACCGCGUACGCAAGAACACAGAAGCUCGUCGUAAAGGCAGACAUUGCGGGUUCGGUAAACGUAAAGGUACUGCAAAUGCUCGAAUGCCUACAAAGUUUUUGUGGAUGCAGCGUCAACGAGUAUUAAGACGUUUACUAAAGAAAUAUAGAGACAACAAGAAAAUAGAUCGUCAUCUGUAUCAUGAUUUGUAUAUGAAGUGCAAGGGUAAUGUGUUCAAAAACAAACGUGUGUUGAUGGAGUACAUCCACAAGAAGAAGGCUGAGAAACAACGUAGUAAAAUGCUUGCGGAUCAAGCCGAGGCUAGAAGGCAUAAAGUACGUGAAGCAAGAAAACGCCGUGAAGAAAGAAUUGCAGCCAAAAAACAGGAACUUUCUAAAUUGCACGCUAAGGAAGACGAAGUAGCUGCACAAACUGCAACAACUGGCCCAAAAAAAUAAAUAUAUAUGCUGAAACAGUGUAUAUUAAAAUAUUUCAAUUAAAUAAUUUGGUUGUUUGUAAUUUGUUUUCGUAACAAAUACGGCAUUUGUCGCAA